AUAAUUGGAAACUUUCAGUCCGACUUGAGCAUCUGUGGAAUUGAGACGUGUUUUAUGCAAUAAUAAAGUGAAAGUGGAAAUAUACAAAUAUAAGUAAUUGAUUGUAGUUUAAAAAAAAGGUGAUAAAAGCCGAACUUGACGUGCAAACAAAAAAUAAUAAUAAUAAGAAUAAAUAUAGAAAAUAAAAGAAAUUGGUUUAGCUUCUGCAACACAGAGUUGUUACAAGUGUUUUCGCCAUAAGWUUUAUAUUGUAGAAAAAGCGAGAGGAGAACGCCUGACCGGUUCAACGGGUCACUUAUAUCAUCACACAGCCAAGCAAGGGAGGCAAACAAAUCAAAAUACUCCGUUGGUGAAGUCACAAUGUCGCGUUUCAGUUUACAAAUUCUAACAUUGCUCGUGUGCUGUCUGGCGGGCGUCGUCGUCUWUGCACAACAACCCUGCCAAAUUAGACCUGACGACAGCAAUGUGCCRCGCACCGUACGUUCCGAUCUGUAUCGCGGCCAACAGAACUUCACUUUGUCUAUGCUGCAAGCCAUCAAUAAGGCCACACCCAAUGAGAAUGUCUUCUUUUCACCGUACAGCACAUAUCAUGCACUACUUUUGGCCUAUUUCGGCUCACGCGGCCAAACCCAGGCSGAACUGACGAAGGCGCUAUCGCUGGAGUGGGCAGAGAAUAAGAAUCACGUGCUUAGGGGUUACACUUUGGAGCGUAGCAGUCGUUUGUCCCGUUCGAAGAACACGCCACUGCAAUUUUCCGCCGCCGAUCGCAUAUUUUUCGAUAAAGAUGAAGUUCUAACAAAAUGUGUGGAGGAGGUAUUCCACCAGGAGUUGGCUCCGCUCGAUUUCCAAACUAAGUCAGAGGAGUGUCGCGUUGAAAUCAAUAAUUGGAUUAGUAAUGUAACAAGGAAUGAAAUAUCCGACAUGUUGAAGAUGGGAGAGGUCGACGCACAAACAAAAUUAGUGCUGGCAAAUGYCGCCUACUUCAAGGGACAGUGGUCGAACAAAUUCGAUCCUAAAGAUACCAAGAAAGACAUCUUCUAUACGUCAGAGAGUAAACAAUCAUUUGUCGAUAUGAUGCACAAACGUGGCACCUACAAUUUAGCUUUGGACGAAAACUUGGGCGCCUACGUGCUGGAAAUGCCCUAUGUCACUUCCAAUGACAAUGAGAAAGAAUCGGAUAUCUCAAUGGUCAUUAUUUUGCCACCMUUCCACAAUUUGGAUGGUGUUUUGGCUAAAUUGACACCGGACACAUUGGACGAUGCGCUGAAAGAGGGUAUGGCUCGCGAGGUUGAUGUSUCACUGCCGAAAUUCGCUUUUGAACAAAACUURGAAUUGGUACCGGUACUGCGCGACAUUGGCAUUAAUUCGCUCUUCGCAGAGGACUGUGAUCUUAGCGAAUUUUUCGCCAACAAUUUGCGUAUCGGCGAUGCCAAGCAUGUGGCUAAGAUAAAUGUUGACGAGGAAGGUAGCACUGCCUCGGCGGCUACGGUGCUCUUCAGCUUCCGCUCGGCACGUCCGCUUGAGCCAACCAAAUUCGAAUGCAAUCAUCCAUUCCUCUUUCUCAUUUACGAUUACACUGCCAAGGCGAUAUUAUUUACCGGCAUCUAUCGCGAUCCSAUGACACACAAGUGAAGAAAUGUGCACGAAUUUCGAUGUACGAAA
Bactrocera latifrons is the source of this 1662-nucleotide messenger RNA. RefSeq names its product serpin B8. NCBI's taxonomy places the organism in Eukaryota, Metazoa, Arthropoda, Insecta, Diptera, Tephritidae. The transcript is spliced from 3 exons. The coding region runs from base 361 to 1632 and encodes 423 amino acids. Gene Ontology annotation, molecular function: serine-type endopeptidase inhibitor activity. The record is from RefSeq and is a predicted model, not a curated record.